CUGAAAAUAUUUAUGGUGCUGCCUCAUGUGGACUACUGUCUGCAGUUCUGGUUACCCUACACUGAAAAAAAGAUUGCAGAGCUGGAAGAAAAAACUGAAGAGGGCAUCCAAGAUGAUUGAGGAGUUGAAGAACCUUUUCACUGAGAAAGCUCGAAGAAUCUGGGAAUUUUGAGUUUAGAUAAAACGUGGAAUUAACUGUCAGGAUGUACUGAUAGUCACAAGAACAGACAAUUUUAAAGGGGGAUCAGGCAGAUCCAUGGUAGAUAGAUCUGUCAGGGGCUACCAACCAUAGGGACUACAGGGAACCUCUGAAUACCAGCGCCAGGAGGCAACAUCUGGGAAAGGCCUCAAGCCCUGUAGUUGGCCCUCCAUAGUAACUGGCCCCUGCGUGAGUUGGGAUGCUGAACUUGAUGGUCUAUCGGCCUGGUCCAGCAAGGCUCUUCUUAGGUUCUCAAGAGCUAUUUGCUGGUAAACUGAACGUGGAACCGAUUAGGAGCAGGAGGCGCAGAGAUGUAGCACCCGCACCCUGACAAUAACGCAGCCCCAACCGGAUCCAGCGAUUUCGCAGAGCCCUGCAAGGCUGGCCGCUCCCCCAUUCCGUACCCUUGGAUAAACAACGCCCCUCUGUGGGAGGCCUCUCCUAACAACCUCCCUCAGACCCUCACAAGAGCAAGCACCACAGCCUCGACCCCGUUGCCGCGCAGCACUGAGAUGCACACCCGAGCUAGAACUCGGUGUCAAAGGACAAGGCCAAAGCCCCAUGUCGUCAUUUGCCCGGAGAGCCCAACCAGACUGCCCCCUCACAACAGAGACCAACCCAGCGAUCUUCUCAGGACCCAGUUCCGACCAGGCACCUCAGCAGGGCAACCGCAUCACGUGCCAUCAGACCACGCCCUCAUCAUGACGUCCCUCGCACGCAGACUCUGCGGAGAGGAGGGAAUGGCGAACGAAGGGAGGACUUUUCCCCGCUCAAACCCGAGACGAAGCCCCGCCCACACCUUCGAGCCACGCCCAUCCCCGCGCGCAGGGGUCCCGCGCGAGGCCGCGCUCCCUGUUGUCAUGACGUCGCCUUUUGGCCGUUGCCGGAACGCCGAGGCGGCCUCUGCCCACCUGCCGCCGCCCAGCUACCUCCUGGCCAGUUUAAAGGCGGACUGCUUGAACAAGCCCUUUGCGCAGCGAUGCCACGACCUGGCCGUCGUCAUCGAAGACUUUCCCGCGAAGGAACUGCAUGCCAUCUUCCCCUGGUUGGUGGAAAGCAUCUUUGGCAGUUUGGAUGGCAUAAUUCUAGGUUGGAACCUUCGUUGUUUACAAGGAAGAACAAACCCUAAUGAGUACAAUAUUGCCCUUGACUUUCUUGACCCUGGUGGCCCAAUGAUGAAGCUGGUUUACAAGCUCCAAGCUGAAGAAUACAGAUAUGAUUUCCCUGUGUCUUAUCUUCCAGGGCCAGUGAAAGUUUCAAUACAAGAACGGAUUUUACCUGAAUGUUCUCUAUACCAUAACAAAGUCCAGUUUCCUCCAUCUGGAGGCCUGAGUUUAAACUUGAUCCUUAAUCCGUUUGAAUAUUGUAUGUUCUACUUUGCAAUAAGCCUUAUCACACAAAGGAACAUCCCCAUGACCUGUCAUGUAAGCACUUCAAACAGUGCUUACUUUGUUCUGGUGGACAGGUACUUGAAGUGGUUCUUGCCUACAGAAGGAAGUGUCCUUCCACCCCCUUCUUCUGAUAUCGGAGGGCACCCAUCACCUGCUCCAAGAUCACCUGCAAUGUCUUUCACCUCUUAUGGGAUGCAUCCCACAAGCCUUCUGAAAAGGCAUGUUGCUCAUCAGCCUUCAGUGAAUGCAGAUCCUGCUUCCCAAGAGAUCUGGAGAUCAGAGACUUUGCUUCAGAUCUUUGUUGAAAUGUGGCUUCAUCAUUACUCCCUGGACAUGUAUCAGAAAAUGCAGUCCCCUCACAUCAAGCUGGAGGUUCUGCACUACCGGCUCAGUAUGUCCAGUAUUCACCACAGUAGUCCUGCCCAAUCCAGCUACCAGGCCCUCCAUACAUAUCAAGAGUCAUUUAAACCCACUGAGGAGCACGUGUUGGUGAUCCGGUUGCUUGUGAAGCACCUACAUGCUUUCAGCAACAGCCUGAAGCCAGAGCCAGUUUCUCCUUCGGCCCAUUCCCACACAGCCAGUCCUCUGGCAGAAUUCAAGAGGAUUGUGAUUCCCCGAUUCGUUCAACAGAAGCUCUACAUCUUUCUGCAGCACUGCUUUGGCCACUGGCCUCUGGAUGCCUCUUUUAGAGCUGUUCUAGAGAUGUGGUUAAGCUACUUGCAGCCUUGGAGAUAUGCCCCUGAGAAGCCACCUUUGAGUGCAGAGUCUCAGCCUCGCAGUGUGUCAGAGAAAUGGGCUCCCUUCAUUCAGGAGAACUUGCUGAUGUAUACCAAGCUCUUUGUUGGCUUCUUGAAUCGAGCUCUUCGCACAGAUUUGGUCAGCCCAAAGAAUGCUCUCAUGGUGUUCAGAGUAGCCAAGGUCUUUGCUCAGCCCAACCUUGCUGAAAUGAUCCAGAAAGGAGAGCAGCUCUUUCUAGAAACAGACCUUGUUGUUCCUCCACGCCAACACCGUCUGUUUAUAAGCCCCUCUCUUGGAGGGAGCUUUCUGUCAUCCCGAACUCCAACCAUCACAGAUGUUUCAUUUAAAGUGAAGAGUCAUGUUUAUAGCCUGGAAGGGCAGGACUUCCAGUACAAACAGAUGUUUGGACCAGAAGUCAGGAAUCUGGUGUUACGACUGGCUCAGCUAAUUGGUCAGGCCCAGCAGACAGCCAAAUCCAUAUCAGACCACUCCACUGAGGCCAUAAAUAGCCAGUCCUUUCUUUCCUGGUUCCGGUUUGGCCCAGCUGAUUUGAAUGGCUCCUAUACAGGCAAUGACUUGGAUGAAAUUGGACAAGACAGCAUCAAGAAAACAGAUGAAUACUUGGAAAAGGCUCUGGAAUACUUAUGCCAGAUAUUUCGGUUGAAUGAAGCUCAACUGAAUCAACUAAUGCAAAAUUGGGGAGCAGCUCAAGAUGAGAAUGGAAAGAAACAGCUUCCAGACUGCAUCGAGAACGAAGAUGGAUUAAUUCUGACACCACUUGGCAGGUACCAGAUCAUCAAUGGUCUGCGCAGGUUUCCAGUGGAGUAUCAAGGAGACCCUGAGCUACAACCUAUCAGAAGUUAUGAAAAUACCACUCUUGUGCGACUGUUGUUUCAGCUUUCCUCAGCAAUCAACAGACGGUUUGCAGGUUCAAUGGAGGCUCUGUGUGCUAAGGAAGGCUUUCUUGGCAGCUUUUGCCGCUAUCAUCUUUGCAACCCCAGCCUAGUAGAGAAGGCUAAACACAGCCCCCUGAGCAAGCAGAAGCCAGGACAAAUCCGACAGCCAAGAAUCAGCCUGAGAUUUCUGGCUAGCUACAGAACUCUCCUUUACUUGCUUCUGAUAUACUUCAUUGCCUCUUGGUUCUGCAUUGGUCCAGCAGCCUGCAGCUUUCUACUUUUCAUUGGAUAUCUUUUUUAUGCAGUACUCAUGACUUUCUUCACUGAAAAGAGGAAGCCUCAUCAAUCUUGAUGUUUUGUGAAAUUUGUUUUCUGCCUGAAUCCAAUGAUAAACCAACAAGAGUGGCUCUUUGGAUGAACAGCUUUGGCAAUUUUUGGAACCUAAAAUAUUUUUAAUCAAGUAAAACACUUGAAAUCAGAAGGCUGUACCUUCAUGACUGACAAAUCUAUACAAUUUGUUUUGAUAAACUUUUUUUAAAAUAAAAAACACAGG
This is a messenger RNA of Eublepharis macularius, 3777 nucleotides long. It is a transcript of the gene SMPD4, whose product is annotated as sphingomyelin phosphodiesterase 4. The transcript has 19 exons. Lineage: Eukaryota; Metazoa; Chordata; Lepidosauria; Squamata; Eublepharidae. The record is from RefSeq and is a predicted model, not a curated record. Gene Ontology annotation, biological process: glycerophospholipid catabolic process; ceramide biosynthetic process; sphingomyelin catabolic process. Gene Ontology annotation, molecular function: sphingomyelin phosphodiesterase D activity. Bases 712 to 3576 code for a protein of 954 amino acids.